Molecule: messenger RNA, 7563 nt
Organism: Closterium sp. Naga37s-1
Lineage: Eukaryota; Viridiplantae; Streptophyta; Zygnematophyceae; Desmidiales; Closteriaceae
Source: the annotation of a GenBank genome assembly
AUGUAUCUAUAUAAUCUUACGCUUCAGCGGGCGACGGGCAUCAGUCACGUGAUAUUCGGCAACUUCUCAGGGACGAAGGAGCAGGAGAUAGUGGUCGCGAGAGGGAAGAUUCUCGAGCUGUUACGGCCAGAUGCCGCGGGAAAGCUGCAGAGCCUGUACGCGGUAGAAGUCUUUGGCGAGAUUCGCUCGCUCGUCCAAUUCCGCCUCACUGGCUCCUCUAAGGACCUUAUUGUCGUGGGAUCUGAUUCUGGUCGAAUCGUUAUUCUGGAGUACAAUAGAGAGAAGAAUCUCUUCGAUAAAAUCCACCAGGAGACGUAUGGCAAGUCGGGAUGUCGCCGGAUCGUCCCUGGUCAAUUCCUGGCCGUGGAUCCGAAAGGACGAGCGGUCAUGAUCGCAGCCUGCGAGAAGCAGAAGUUCGUGUACGUUCUGAACCGCGACAGCUCGGCGCGCCUCACGAUCUCAUCCCCGUUAGAAGCGCACAAGUCGCAAACCCUAGUCUUCUCCGUCGUCGGCGUGGACUGCGGAUUCGACAACCCCAUUUUCGCCGCCAUAGAGCUCGAUUACGCCGAUGCCGAUCAGGACCCGUCAGGGCAAGCAGCGGCAGACGCGCAGAAGCAGCUAACUUUCUACGAGCUUGAUCUGGGUCUGAACCACGUCGUGCGGAAAUGGGCCGAGCCCGUCGACAACGGCGCGAAUCUCCUCGUCGCGGUCCCCGGCGGCGCGGACGGGCCGUCCGGCGUGCUGGUGUGCGCGGAGAAUUUCGUGAUCUACAAGAACCAGGGCCACCCGGACGUGCGCGCCGUCAUCCCGCGCCGCGCCGACCUGCCGGCCGAGCGCGGCGUGCUGAUCGUCGCCGCCGCGACGCACAAGCAGAAGUCGAUGUACUUCUUCCUGCUCCAAUCCGAAUACGGCGACGUGUUUCGGGUUACCCUAGAGCACGACCCUAAAGACACGGACCGCGUGACGGAGCUGAAGAUUAAGUACUUCGACACGAUCCCCGUGGGCGCGGGGCUGUGCGUGCUGCGCGCGGGGUUCCUGUUCGCGGCGUCGGAGUUCGGCAACCACGCGCUGUACCGGUUCCAGGGCAUCGGGGACGACGAGGAGGUGGAGUCGAGCUCCGCCACGCUCAUGGAGACGGAUGAAGGGUUCCAGCCUGUUUUCUUCCACCCGCGCCGCCUCAAGAAUCUAGUUCAGAUCGACGAGGUGGAGUCGCUGAUGCCUCUGCUCGACCUCAAGGUCUCGAACCUUUUCGACGAGGAGACACCGCAGGUCUUCGCGCUGUGCGGCCGCGGCCCGCGCUCCUCCCUGCGCAUCCUGCGCCCGGGGCUGGCAGUCACGGAGAUGGCGGUAACGCAGUUACCAGGCGUGCCGAGUGCGGUGUGGACGGUGCGCAAGAGCGCCCAGGACGAGUUUGACGCGUACAUCGUGGUGUCAUUUGUGAACGCGACCCUUGUGCUGAGUAUCGGCGACACGGUUGAGGAAGUUAGCGAUUCCGGUUUCCUGGACACCACGCCCUCGCUCGCCGUGUCUCUCUUGGGAGAGGACUCGCUCAUGCAGGUGCACCCAAGCGGCAUUCGGCACAUCAGGGCGGACGGGCGUAUCAACGAGUGGAAGACGCCCGGCAAGAAGAGCAUCGUCAAAGUCGGCUGCAACCGCUUCCAGGUGGUAAUCGCCCUGUCAGGAGGCGAGUUGGUGCAUUUCGAGAUGGACGUGAGGGGGCAGAUGGUGGAGAUGGGUAAGAAGGACAUGCCGGGGGACGUCGCCUGCCUUGACGUCGCCCCCAUCCCCGAGGGCCGCCAGCGGGCGCGCUUCCUGGCCGUCGGAUCGUACGACUCGACGGUCCGGAUCCUUUCGCUGGACCCGGAUGAAAACAUGCAGACCCAUCGCCCUCCCCCCAUACGCCCCCACCGGGCCCGGUACAAACAGUCCCUCCACCACUGCAAUACUCUAGAAUUUUCUUGUCCGUUUUUUUGUCGACUCGAAAAUACGCCCCCAGUGGGCCCGGUUCAGACAGCCCCUCCUCCACCACUGCCAUACUUUAAAAUUCUCUUGUCCUGCUCUCCCUCCGUGCACUGCCCUCCAUGCAUCUCCCUCUCUCCCUUCGCCGCCCACCAGGUGCUGAGCGUACAGGCAGUGUCAGCCCCACCGGAGUCCCUUCUCUUUCUCGACGUCCCCACCGGGCCCGGCACGGACGGCCCCUCCUCCACCGCUGCCUCCUCCUCCUCCGCUGCUGCCGCCCACGUGCCGUCCAGCCUCUUCCUCAACGCCGGCCUGCAGAACGGUGUGUUGCUGCGAACAGAAGUGGAUAAGAAUUCCGGGCAGCUUUCCGACUCGCGCACGCGCUUCCUCGGGCUGCGCGCGCCGAAACUUUUCGGUGCCCAGCUGAGGGAGCGGCGCGCCAUGCUGUGCCUCUCCAGCCGCCCCUGGCUUGGGUACUCGCUUCUGGGAAGCUUCCAUUUGACGCCUCUGUCCUAUGAGGCUUUAGAGUAUGCUGCUCCGUUCGCUUCGGAUCAGUGUCCGGAAGGUAUUGUGGCAGUGGCGGGGGAAACGCUGCGGGUUUUCACGGUGGAAAGGCUUGGAGAGGUUUUUAACCAGACGGUGAUUCCGCUAAGGUACACCCCGCGCAAGGCUGUGCUGCAUCCGCGUUUUAAGAACAUCGUGACUAUAGAGAGCGACCAGGGCGCGUUCUCGGCGGAAGAGAGGGAGGAGCUAAGGAAGGAAGCAAUUGAAGUGACGGGAGCUGCGGAGCGGAUGGAGGAGGAGAGGCGGGAGAGGAAGGAGGCUGCGAGAGCAGCGAGAGGGGCCCGAGGGGAGGACGGGGAGGAGGGGAUGGAGGAGGAGGAGGAAGAGGAGGAAGAGGAGGAGGACGAGAAAGCCAAAGACCCGCUACCGGACGAGCAAUUCGGAUACCCGAAAACGGUCCCAUCCAAAUGGGCAUCGUGCAUUCGGGUUAUCAACCCCAAGGCAGGCGAGACGACAUGCCUCAUGGAGCUCACAGACAGCGAGGCAGCCUUCUCCCUCUGCACUGUGAAUUUCCAUGCGGAUAAAACCGAGGGCGGGGCGGCAGCAGGGCAGUAUCUUGUUGUCGGCACGGCAAAAUCCCUGCAGUUCUGGCCGAAGCGGAACCUCUUGGGAGGGUUCCUGCAUGUGUAUAAGUUUAAGGGAGAGGACGGGAGGGAGUUGGAGUUGGUGCAUAAGACGGCGGUGGAAGGAGGGGUGCCCACUGCCCUGUGUGCGUUCCAUGGGCGGCUGUUGGUGGGCGUGGGGAAUGUGCUGCGGAUAUAUGACCUGGGGAAGAAGAAGCUGCUGAGGAAGUGCGAGAACAAGCAGUUCCCGCAUGCCAUCGUGAGCAUCCAUGCGUGCGGCGAUCGCAUCUACGUGGGCGACGUGCAGGAGUCGUUCCACUACUUGCAGCACAGCCGGCAGGAGAACCAGCUGUACGUGUUCGCAGACGACGUCACCCCGCGCUGGCUGACGUCAGCGCUCCGCAUCGACUUUGACACCAUGGCGGGCGGGGACAAGUUCGGCAACGUGUGCCUCGUGCGGCUGCCGGGGGAGAUCUCCGAGGAGAUUGAGGAGGAUCAGACUGGCGGGCGGGUGAAGUGGGACGCUGUGGGGGGAGGGCGGCUGAACGGAGCGCCGAACAAGCUUGAGCAGGUGAUUCAGUUCCACGUGGGGGACAUCGUCACUGCCAUGCAGAAGACGUCCCUCAUUCCAGGCGGCAGCGAGUGUGUGAUCUACAGCACGAUGCUGGGGGGAGUGGGGGCGCUGCUGCCCUUUGUCUCGCGGGAGGACGUGGAUUUCUUCUCGCACCUCGAGAUGCACCUGCGCCAGGAGCACCCUCCCCUCGCCGGCCGCGAGCACGUUGCCUAUCGAUCCGCCUACUUCCCUGUCAAGCUGCUCGUGAGCGCGUUGAAGGAGAAGAUCUCCACGCAGGUGCAGGUUCCAGCUGGCAGUCAGCGAUUGGUCUUCCGUGGGAAGGUUCUCAAGGACGAUCAGACCCUCGCAUCCUACGGCAUCAGCGCGGGCCAAGUGGUGCACCUGGUCUCGCGCCUCACGGGGAACUCCUCCCCAAGAGGCGCACGCGCGGAAGAAGAGGGGACUCGCGGAAGGUCACGGGUGCUGCGCGGUGGGCAGAUGAGGGCCGCCGCAGGGGGGGAGAGGGGUAGCGGCGGCGGUAUGGGGGGGAUACGGAUCGUUCCGGGGGGAGGGUUUGGGGGAGGGUUGGGGCACGUGCAGAUUGGCGGCCUGCCUGCCUCUGGAACCGUUCAUCUGGGCACGUUUAAUCUCCCAUCGGACGGCUCUCAGGGCCUUCCGGACCUAAACCAGAUCGUGUCCGGUGUGCUGUCCUCCAUUGGCCUUGGAGCCUUGGGGCUGGGGGGCAUGGGGGGAGGCAUGGGGGGAGGCAUGGGGGGAGGCAUGGGGGGAGGCAUGGGGGGAGGCAUGGGGGGAGGCAUGGGGGGAGGUAUGGGAGGAGGGGGGGGAGCAGGGGGUGGGCGAGUGGUGGGGGGUGGAAGCGAGGCAGCAGGUCCCACUGCGAAUGUCACGAUUGACAUCGCCCCCAUCUCGAUGAGAGCCGCUCAGGCUCUCAGACGCUCCUCCCCUGCUGCAGACACUCAUGCUGCCCGUGACGCUCACACCACCGAUGCUGCUGCUGCUGCUGCGGAAGGAGCCGGCAUGGCUGUGCCGGUGGGCAUUCCCCUGGGCGGCUUCCCCAUCCCCGUGGGCGGCAGCAUGGGAGUUGCUGGCCUGCCUCUCAUGAUGGCUCUUGGCGGCAUGGGGCCAGGGGGGAUGGGGGGGCUGAGGCAGCAUGGGGAGGAGCAGGAGGAGCGGGGUGCACGGCAGCAGCAGCAGCAGCAGCAGCAGCAGCAGCAGCAAGGGGCGAGGCAUGCAGGGCGAACAGACGCUCUUUCCACGGUGGACGAGUAUAUAUCACGUGUGGAGGGUCAGCUGAGGCCGUCAGUGGACCCAGCAGAAGCCGCAGCAGCAGCGGUAGCCAGGAGGGAGCUGCCAUCGCUGCAGCGCCUGGCGGCCACCCUCAGGCGCUCCAACAGCCUCCUCACCGGCCCCCUCUCCUCCUCCCUCCUCAACCUCGCAGAUCAGCUGGAGCACUUGCCGCCUGUGGGCGCUGCUGCUGUGAGUGACUCAGGAACAGCAGGCACAGCAGCAGCAGGAGGAGCAUCAGGGGCACGAGCAGGAGCAGGAGGAGAAGCAGGAGGAGAAGCAGGAGGAGAAGCAGGAGGAGAAGCAGGAGGAGAAGCAGGAGGAGAAGCAGGAGGAGAAGCAGGAGGAGAAGCAGGAGGAGAAGAAGGAGGAGAACCAGCAGCAGCAGCAGCAGCGGAGGCGGCGAUGAGAGAGGCAGUGGAGGGCACGGUGCGGUGUGUGACCCUCAUGGCGCCCUUGCUGCUCGAACUCUCCCACCUCUGCCGCGCGCUGCACUUGCCCGCCCCUGCUCGCCCUCCUGCCUCUGGUGUCACCGCUGCUGCUUCUGGUACUGCAGCUCGUGCCGCUGCUGCUCCUGCCGGCAGUGCUGGUGCAACUGCUGGUGCUGGUGCGAGCAGUGGGCAGCAGCACGGCCCGCGCCUGUCCCCUGUGCCACCGGUCUUCAUCACUGCCCGAGGGCCCAGUGCUCUCUUCACCCAUGUGCGCUCACUCGGGUCCUUGCUUCUGGGUCCUGGGUAUUGGGUUCUGGGUAUUGGGCAACUGCCGUUGCUGCAGCAGAUGCACUUGCGGGCACAGGCACCAAGUGUGGCUGGCAUGGAGGGGGCGAGAGGUGGGGGGGCGGAGCGAGGGCGCGGAGGUGGGGGAGGUAUGGGCGGGAGCAUCAGAUUCCCUCUGUUUGGAGGCCAGCAGCAAUCUGCAGCAACAGCACGCACCGCAACAGAAGCAAGCUCAGAAGCCGCAGGAACAGCACCAGCAACGGCAGGCACAGGAGCAGCAGCAGCAGCAGCAGCAGCAGCAGCAGCGCCAUCUGCUCCUGUUGCGAGUUUCUCUCUCCCAGGGGGAGUGCACGUGGGGCUGUUUGGCCUCCCUGCUUUCGCCGUGCACCACCCUCGCACCCACCCGUCUCGCCCUGCUGCCCGUGCUAGCCCUCCAGCUGACAGCGCCACCACUGCUGCCAACCGCCCUGCUGCUGGUACUGGUGCUGGUGCUGAUGAUGAUGCUACUGCUGCCCGUGGACAGCAGCAGCAGGGGGGACAGCAGCAACUGGGCCAGGGACAGGGGCAGCAGGGGCAGCAGGAGCAGCAGGAGCAGCAGGAGCAGGGGCAGGGGCAGGGGCAGGGGCAGGGGCAGGGGCAGCAGGGGCAGCAGGAGCAGCAGGAGCAGGGGCAGGAGCAGGGGCAGGGGCAGGGGCAGGGGCAGGGGCAGGGGCAGGGGCAGGGACAGGGGCAGGGGCAGGGGGGGUCACUUGUGGAGCAGGUGAGGGCAGCAGCACGGCUGUUCCACAUGCAGCAGGUUCUGGCUGAAUACAACUCCCACAUGCAGGGGCGCGGGCACAGGGCGCAGGGGCAUGAUCAGCAGCAGGUGCAGCAGGGGCAGGAGGGGCAGGAGGUGCAGCAGCGGCGGGCAAAUUACGGUUCUGAGAUCCAGGAGAGGCGAGAGCAGCAGGAGGGGCAGGGUGCGGGGAGGGAGGAGAGAGAGCAGCAGGAAGUGCAGGCACAGGGGAGGCAGCAACAGGAGGAGCAGCAAGCGCAAUCUACACAACUGCAACACCAGCAGCAGCAGCAGGCAUGGUUUGCAGGGCAGCAGCCGCUGCUACAGUUUCCUGCAAAUGUGGUAAUUGUGGGCGGGUCUGGCCCUUUCCCCACCAUGGUCAUGCGCCCCCAGCUGCUGCCAGGGGCGGGCGCAGGGGGGGAGGUGCAGGCGCAGGGGGGAAGCAUAGAGAGGGGGACGGGGACACAAGCAGGGGGGGCGGGUCCACAGGCUGGGGGGGCUGGCGCACAGGCAUUAGGGGCGGGGGUGCAAGCAGGGGGCCUUGAGGCGCUGCUGGGAGGGAUGGGAGGCUUGAGUGGUGUGCUGUCAGGCUUAGGGAGGCUAGCAGGCGAGGGGGGCGGGGAUAGGUCAGUGGAUGCUGGGGACCAGAGAAGAGUGGUGGAAGGAAAUGGAGAGGACAGAGAAAUGCAGCAGCAGGAAGAAGAGCAGCAGCAGCAGCAGCAGCAGCCAACAAACCCUCCCUACCAGCAGGAGCAACAGCAGUCACAACAGGAGCAACAGCAGGCGCAGCAGCAGCAGCAGUUGCAGCAACAGCAGCAAUCUCAGCAGCAAUCGCAGCAGCAGUCACGGCAGCAGCAGCGCGUGCUAAGGAGUGUGCUGGGGCAAGGCCUUGGCGCCCUGAGGCGAGUGCUGGGAGGGGCAGGUCGAGAGGGAGCAACGCGGGCUGUGGGAGGAGGAGGCGGGGCAGCAAGCAGGAGUACGGGUGGGGCAGAGGGGUGUGGGGCGGGUGGAGCUGUGAGGUCCAGUGGUGGGGGAGGCACGUCUGUGAAGGAGAGAGGCAAGGCUCUUUCAGCUGCUGUUGCCGCUGGAAAGCUGAGUCCGGUGAGUUGGUGCCGGAAAACUGAAUGA